AUGACUUUCAUCUCCAAUGAUCCCAGUUGGUGGCCGACAAUCAAUUUAGGUGUUUUUGACAGCUAUUGGAUGGUUGCUGCUGGCAUCAUAGUCGUGUACGACUGGGUAUUAACACUCGGACAAGAGAUUGAACUCAUCUGGCUCAUUGGCCAAACAACAGAGGAGCUGAUACUCCCUGGCACAUAUCUGUGCGUUUAUGGAAUGGAAGGAGGCGAAGCCCUUUUCAUUUCAAUGAUUUGGAUGCUCAACACUAUCUGGGAGGUCCUUGCACUGUGUCUUUCAGUCUGGGUUGCUAUGAAACACUUCCGUGAGCAACGACUCAACCAAUCGACAGGAUCGACUAUUGGGGACUAUUUCAGAGUGCUGAUACAAUCUCAUGUUCUUUAUUUUGCAAGCUUUGUCAGUGUCUCUUGCCUCCAGCUUGCUAAUGUCUCGCCAUCAAUUGCGAAUUCAAUUUCUACUGGAUCUCAGAUACUCUAUGCUGCUCUUUUGGUUUUAGCAGUCGUGCAGAUGUUUGUGCUAGGACCACGCCUCAUUCUUAGCAUUCGAGAAUACCACGCCAAACUCGUAGAAUACUCUGACGCAGAAAUUAGCAUGAAUACAAUUGUUUUCCAAGAGAGAAAUGCUUGCCGUGUGGUCUGCAGGGAGGAGAAAUUUGGUGGAGGAUCCGUCGUGGUAUUCAUUUAACAUAUGGUGUUUUGAAGUAUAUUUGAAAGGUCUAGGCA
Messenger RNA from Suillus discolor, 725 nucleotides. RefSeq lists its product as uncharacterized. NCBI's taxonomy places the organism in Eukaryota, Fungi, Basidiomycota, Agaricomycetes, Boletales, Suillaceae. The record is from RefSeq and is a predicted model, not a curated record. The coding region runs from base 1 to 687 and encodes 228 amino acids. The transcript has 8 exons.